This is a messenger RNA of Candida tropicalis MYA-3404, 999 nucleotides long. RefSeq lists its product as uncharacterized. Bases 1 to 999 code for a protein of 332 amino acids. NCBI's taxonomy places the organism in Eukaryota, Fungi, Ascomycota, Pichiomycetes, Serinales, Debaryomycetaceae. The record is from RefSeq and is a predicted model, not a curated record. The transcript has a single exon.
AUGUCCUACCCUACUGUUCCUUGGAGAUCCUGCGCUGAUUGGAAACAAAUGCUUCAUGGUUUUUGGCCAGGCAAGCCAAAAUAUACUGAAUCCCUGUACCCUGAAUUGAAAGAUAAAGUUGUAAUUGUUACUGGUGGUAAUACUGGUGUCGGUUAUGAAACUGUCAAAUCUUUGGCUGGAUCAACCAAAUCCAGACUUUACAUCUUUUCCAGAAAUAAAGAAAAGACUUUGGAAGCCAUUAAGAAGAUUCAAUUGGAAAUAGCUAAAGAGUAUAAUGUCACCAAUAGAGAAAUAAAAUUUAUCCAAAUUGAUUUAAGUGAUUUAACUAGUAUAAAACCAGCUGUUGAAGAGUUCUUGAAGUUGGAAAACCGUUUGGAUAUCAUUAUCCAUAAUGCUGGUGUUAUGACUCCACCUGUUGGAUCCGAAACCAAACAAGGUUAUGAAUUACAAUGGGGUACUAAUGUUUUAGGUCCUCACUUACUACAAAGAUUGUUAGAUCCAUUAUUUAUUAAAACAAGUGAAACAAAUCCUGCAGGUUUGAGCAGAAUUGUCUGGGUUGCUUCUACUGCUUAUAUGGCUUGCCCACAAGGUGGUAUAUUUUGGGAGAAUAUUAAAUUUGACAACUUGAAGUUUUCCAAGAAUCUUCAAGUUACUCUUUAUGGUCAAAGUAAAGCUGGUAAUAUUAUUCAAGCAAGAACUUGGUCAAGAAAACAUGGUAACCCUAAUGUUAUUAGUUCAUCCAUUUGUCCUGGUUAUUUAGACACGGAAUUACAAAGACACUUAAAUCCAGUUGAAAGAGCAGUUUUAUCCUGGUUGUUAUCACCAAGAAGAUACGGUGCUUAUACUGAAUUGUAUGCUGCACUUUCUCCCGACGUUAAGGAUGGUACUCAUGCCAUCUCAUUUGGUAAUCCAGCUCACAUUAGAGAAGACUUGAAAUCUGAUGCUAUUGGUGAUAGGUUAUGGGCUUAUCUCGAUAAAGAAACAGAACCUUAUAUGUAA